Molecule: messenger RNA, 744 nt
Organism: Cladocopium goreaui
Lineage: Eukaryota; Dinophyceae; Suessiales; Symbiodiniaceae
Source: the annotation of a GenBank genome assembly
CACAACAAUUUUUCUGUUGAUUUUUAGGGGCAACAUGGUCAACAGGAGAAAUGUGUGAUGUUUGGGGCAGACUUUUGAGCACUUGAACUUUGCGAACACCAUGGCUUUGGCAACAUUUGGAACUUGCUUUGCGGGCUUUGGGUGUGGAGUGGCGGCCAUUUCAGCACAGCGCUGCUGGCAAAGGAAUCCGCAGCCAACAAGAUGCGUCAGCCCAUCCGACCCACACAGUCAGAAUCACCAGAGAAUUGCGAAAUGCAACUGUGGGCAGCUCAAUGUGACAGUCACAGGUCCUGACCCCGAGCGCAUCAGUUUGUGCCACUGCAAUUUGUGCCAAAAACAGUCUGGGAAUGUUUUCGCUGUGCAAGCACGCUUCCCGAAAGAGCAAGUGAAAAUUGAAGGAACAUCCACGGUCUGGAAACUCACGAAGGAUGAAGCGGACAAGCUUGAGUAUCGCAAUUGCGUGAGCCUUGGAGGUGGCGGUUCUUUUCAUUUUUGCCCACGAUGUGGUUCCACCGUUUGGUACAUGGCUGAUGCAGAUACCGCCCGGAUUGGUGUCAAGAUUGGUUGCUUCACUGACCCAGCAUUCCCGCCGCCGAAAUUGUCCGGUUUUGAGGAUUAUUGCCACCCGUGGGCAUUGGAGACAGCUUCUCUGGCAGUUCAACAUUUGAAAUGACGCUACGCCGCUACGUCAUACACUCGCUCUUGAAGGUUUUAUAUCAGAGCGGCUGGAAUCUGUGGAGAAAA